Messenger RNA from Pelobates cultripes (western spadefoot toad), 844 nucleotides. The record is from the annotation of a GenBank genome assembly. NCBI's taxonomy places the organism in Eukaryota, Metazoa, Chordata, Amphibia, Anura, Pelobatidae.
AUAUUGACCAAUGAUAAACUCUGCCCUUUUAAACAACUACAGGCAAAGCAUAACAUACCAGAUUCGCUAUGCUUUAGUUACUUGCAAAUACAAUCAUGGCUACGCAAACAAAAGCCCCCACCAGCAUUAGAACCACUAACGCCGCCUCAGCAGGAGAGACAUUUAUCUAUCCUCGAGGCGCUAUGCACACAGGGAAAACCACCGUCCAAACCCGUGUCCUUUCUAUAUCAUGACAUAAUCCACAAAUUAAACUCGGCGAAGCCAAAAUUUACCCUAGUAUGGGAGUUAGACUUCCAGCAGGAGCUGGACGAACAACAAUGGUCCAAAAUAUUCAAGGCGAAUCGAAAACUAACUCUAUGCACAACACACAUUGAAGUGUCCAGGAAGGUAUUGUAUCAGUGGCAUCUGGUCCCCACCAGUCUACAACGCUUCAACCCCCACAAGUCAGACCUAUGUUGGCGAUGCCAAGCAUACCCCGGAAUGGUGUAUCAUGUAUGGUGGACUUGCGCAAAGAUUAUACCUUUCUGGACGCAAAUUUCGAACCUAAUAAGGGACAUUACACAAAUUGAUUUACCCAUGCAACCGGAAAGGUACCUACUACACCUUCUCCCAUUAGGCAUACCUAAAUCUGCACAGUAUUUGAUGUAUCACGUACUUAUAUCAGCCUUACAGGCCAUUAGUAAAAACUGGUUAUCCUCUCACCCCCUGACUUUGGCCUCCUGCAUCAAGGCCAUCGAAACUACCAGAAAAUACAAAAUUAUGGCUAGGAAAGCCGGCCCCCAGGCACACCUUGGGGAGACCGCCUGGAAUUCAUGGAAUAUAUUCUAUAGCAGAGUAGAAAAAG